GCAUUAUUUCCCGAGGAAGAGCAGCAGCACGAUGAAGGUCCUCCGCCCGACGACGCCCGCGCUCGCCCGCGCCUUUAGCUCUGGCUACGUGCAGAAGACCGUGAUCCCGACGUACCACUUCCAGAAGUCGCUCAUGCGCCUGCCUGUGCCCAAGCUCGAGGACACGCUCAACCGGUACCUUCUCGCGGUGCAGCCGGUCGUGUCACCCGACGAGUUCAAGGCAACGCAGCGCGAGGUCGAGGCCUUCCGCACGGGCCUCGGGCCGCAGCUCCACGACGCCUUGGUAGCCCGCGACAAGGCGUCACCGGAAACGAGCUACAUCAACAAGUGGUGGUUCGAGAUGUACGUGCGUGACCGCCAGCCCGUUGCGAUCAACGUCAACCCGCAGAUCAAGAUCAAGGACGACCCGAACCCGGCCAAGAACACGCAGAACCAGCGCGCGGCGUCGCUCAUUGCGUCGUCGGUUCGCUUCUUCCGCACGCUGCGCGACAAGCAGCUCGAGCCUGAUGUCUUCCACACCAAGCCGCAGCACUCGAAGACGGCGCUCUUUAACAACGUCAUGAAGAUGCUGCCCGAGGCCAUCUCGUUCUACGGCGCCGCCGCCGUCGGCGCCUACCCGCUCGACAUGAGCCAGUACAAGAACCUCUUCCAGUCGACGCGCGUCCCUGGCAUUGGCGAGGACUCGCUCCAGGUCUUCCCCGACUCGAAGCACAUUGUCGUCCAGCGCGGCAGCGAUUUCUUCAAGUUUGACGUGCUCAAGGCCGAUGGCACCGCGGUCGCGGACGCCGAGAUCCUCGCGCAGAUCGACGCCAUCCUGGCGACGCCGGCCAACUUGACGACGAACGGCCUGGGUCUUAUGACGACGCUCGGUCGUGACGAGUGGGCCAAUGCCCGCGCCCACCUGAUUGCAUCGGGCACCAACAACGCCGCGAGCCUCCGCGACAUCGACAGCGCGCUCUUCAUGGUGACGCUCGAGCACGCGGCGCCCGAGUCGGACCGCGAUAUCUCCCGCACGUUCCUCACGGGCAACGGCAGCAACCAUUGGUUUGACAAGAGCUUCCAGCUCUUGGUGGCGGCCAACGGCAAGGCGUCGGUGAACUUUGAGCACUCGUGGGGUGACGGCGUCGCCGUGCUCCGGUACCUUAACGAGAUGUACACGGACAGCGUGAAGCACAACCCGCUUCCAGUGGGCGAGCGGUCGGCGACGGCCUCCCCGCUGUCGUUCACGUUCUCGGACGAAACGAAAGCGACGCUGGCCAAGGCCCAUGCGACGUACGAGGCGUGGACGAAGCGGCUGCUCAUCGAGACCGUCGAGACGCCAGUGACCAAGGCGAUUGGCGCGACCCAUGGCAUUGGCACGGACGGUGUCAUGCAGAUGGCGAUCCAGCUCGCGCACUUUCGGCUGCAUGGCCACUUUGUUUCGACGUACGAGAGCGCGAGCACGGCCGCCUUCAAGCACGGCCGCACCGAGACGAUCCGGUCAUGCACGAACGAGGCGGUCGCCUUUUGCACGGCGAUGGAAAACGCGUCGGUCUCGGUCGGCGACCAAGCGUCGGCGCUCCGGUCGGCUGUCAAGAAGCACAGUGAGCUCACGAAGAACGGCGUGAUGGGCCAGGGCUGCGACCGCCACCUCUUUGGUUUGCGCAAGAUGGCCGAGAUCGAGGGCCUCGAGCUCCCGGGCUUGUACACGCUGCCGUCGUACCAGACGAUGAGCCACAUUAUCCUCUCGACGAGCACGCUGUCGAGCCCCAACUUGGACGGCGGCAGCUUUGGCCCGGUCAACGAGGACUGCUACGGCAUCGGCUACGGCAUCGAGUCCAUUGGCUCCAUGUUCCAGCUCGCGAGUUACCGCCACGACCUCGGCGACAUGCGCGACCUCCUCGCCAAGAGCGUCCAAGACAUUGAGGCCGUGCUCGUGGCGACCAAGAAGUAAGAACUCUAAUGUUAGAUAGUACUGUCGUUUGUCAAUGA
Molecule: messenger RNA, 1971 nt
Organism: Saprolegnia parasitica CBS 223.65
Lineage: Eukaryota; Oomycota; Saprolegniomycetes; Saprolegniales; Saprolegniaceae
Exons: 3
Coding region: 32-1933 (633 amino acids)
Biological process (GO): fatty acid beta-oxidation
Cellular component (GO): mitochondrion
Molecular function (GO): carnitine O-palmitoyltransferase activity
Source: RefSeq, a predicted model, not a curated record